CCUCGACAAAGCUACUCGAUGGUAUCCAUUGCUUCGACGAGCCUUGAUGACAUGGUAGCUCUUGAGUGGGCAACGUCACUUGCAUCGAACGACAUAGCCUUUCGCAUCGACAAAGCUGUCUGUCUUGGGUUGGCCGUGUUUCGCUACUGCUUCAUAAGCAUGUCAGAACACGGGAUCGUGAUCCCCUGCCCACACGCAUACAACCUGGGUCCCGGCAAUCGAAGAGGUAGCCGGCCCUGGUAUCAAAGCAUCGCAACAGCCGCAGAUACAAGCUAUACUCCGCUCAGCUCAUGCAGCGCAGCACCUUCUUCAGCGAUCUGCUUGAAGAGCACGCCGCCGACUAUCCUGUGGGUCCUCGGUCCCGGCAAUUGAAGAGGUGGCCGGCCGGGGACUCACCCAGAUCGACUCUUGGACAUCCUCUUAGCAAAAUUGGCGCUGCCAUCCAGCGUCGGACAGGAGUUCGCCGCCACCUCGCACGUCCCCAACAACUCGUUGAGCAACGACUAUGUUUACAAGCCCAAAGACCAUGUCUUCAUACGUGCUCGCGUUCCUAUCGCCGGCACCCCUGUCCAGAGAGUUGGUGCUCCAUUCGAGUACCCGAGCGCCGUGCCCCUCCCCUUCGUCGCACCAGUAGCGAUUGUGACGUCUCCAGCGGCAGCUUCUCUGCUCCUUCGCCUCGUGAAAGAUUUAUGAACAAACCUGGAUUGGGCAUCGAUGUCAGUGAGAGCUCGGAUUACUUCGCCGACAACGAGACUACUCUUGGUGUUGAAGGUGACGGCAAUGAAGAGAGACGCCGCGGUCUUCAACACUGCAACUCUUGAACAUCCUCUUAUAGCUCUAAGGAGUUCGGACCUGCCAGUCUUCCGCACCACUCGUGCAGAGGUCAGUGGGUCCAAACUCUAGAGCAAAUCGCGGGUCCUAGGUCCAAGUAAUUGAAGAGGUAGCUUGGCCUAGGACGGCGCACAUGUCCAACACUCAAGACCUCCUGGUCCCACGCAAUUGAAGAGGUUGUGGGUCGGGCAGG
Molecule: messenger RNA, 1024 nt
Organism: Aureobasidium subglaciale EXF-2481
Lineage: Eukaryota; Fungi; Ascomycota; Dothideomycetes; Dothideales; Saccotheciaceae
Exons: 1
Coding region: 291-821 (176 amino acids)
Source: RefSeq, a predicted model, not a curated record